This is a messenger RNA of Acipenser ruthenus (sterlet), 2743 nucleotides long. Its product is annotated as oxygen-dependent coproporphyrinogen-III oxidase, mitochondrial-like. The coding region runs from base 190 to 1536 and encodes 448 amino acids. The record is from RefSeq and is a predicted model, not a curated record. Gene Ontology annotation, cellular component: mitochondrial intermembrane space; cytoplasm. The transcript is spliced from 7 exons. Gene Ontology annotation, molecular function: coproporphyrinogen oxidase activity. Lineage: Eukaryota; Metazoa; Chordata; Actinopteri; Acipenseriformes; Acipenseridae.
CGUAUAGGGUUGAAAGAGAUCUGCAAACUACGAUUCCCAGAACUUGGUAUUCUAGAAAAGUGCAUAUGAGUUACCAUACAAAACCACAGUACAUCAUAUAUACAGGAAGACGUAGUGCUUUUCUCCAGCAAUUAUAAGGAUUUGGCGUUUAUUUUAAUUUUUACAUUUUAUUUUUAUUUUACUCCUAUCAUGUCUUUUUUACGUUUUGCUGGGGUGGGCAGGACGGUUCCCUCAAAAGUCAAGCUUCUUUUGCCUCAUUUCAGCAGCAGGUGUGCAAUUUCGAACUCAGAUGUGCUGAAUAGUCCAUUGAAAACACUCGUUCUGCAGAGCUCAAAUGCUGGCUUCAAACUUUCCAACGUGAGAUACAAGUCAAAUAUAACAGGGGAUCGAAGUGCAACUGGGUCGAACGGUAAGAAAGUCCGGCUAGUUGCUGGUGCUGCUCUGGUAGCGGGUCUGGUUGCUGGUUUAAGUCACUUUCAGAGAGCUGAGAUGAAAUCUACAGUGGCCAUUCAUUCUGAGACAGAAAAGGAUGCAGAUGAUAUUUUGGAGAAGUGCAAGCGUUUUAUGUCUGAACCAGUGACAGAUGUCCAAGUCCUGCAGAAAAACAAGGAAGAAAUGAGGACGAAGAUGGAGAUGAUGAUUUUGCAGACACAAGCAGAAUUUUGCAAAGCUCUCGCUGAGGUAGAUGGGGGAACUUUUCAAGUGGACCGCUGGGACAGGAAAGAGGGAGGUGGAGGUAUCAGCUGCGUCCUGCAAGACAGCAACAUUUUUGAGAAGGCUGGGGUAAAUGUGUCGGUUGUGUUCGGACAUCUUCCUGAGGAAGCAGCCCAGCAGAUGAGAAGCCGAGGGAAAUCACUUAAAAGUAAAGAUGGAAAGCUGCCAUUCUGUGCUAUGGGGGUGAGUUCUGUGAUCCACCCGAAGAACCCUCACAUCCCCACAAUACAUUUCAACUACAGAUACUUUGAAAUCGAAGAAGCCGAUGGUUCAAAGCUGUGGUGGUUUGGUGGAGGAACAGACCUGACACCCACAUAUCUUAAUAAGGAAGACGCUGUUCAUUUUCACAAAACCCUGAAGGAAGCCUGUGAUAAACAUGACAGGAAGCUGUAUCCGGAGUUUAAAAAAUGGUGCGACAACUAUUUCUUUAUUAAGCACCGGGGAGAGAGAAGAGGAGUCGGUGGAAUCUUCUUCGACGACCUGGAUUCCCCCACAAAGGAAGAUGUGUUUGACUUUGUGAGGAGCUGUGCCAAAGCGGUGGUGCCCUGCUACAUACCCAUUGUGAAGAAACACCUCAACGACUCUUUCACCUCAGAGGAGAAGCAGUGGCAGCAGCUUCGUAGGGGCAGGUAUGUGGAGUUUAACCUGGUUUACGACAGGGGAACAAAGUUUGGCCUUGCAACACCUGAGUCCAGGAUAGAAAGCAUUCUGAUGUCUCUGCCACUUACUGCAAGAUGGGAGUACAUGCACGAACCUCCUAAGGGUACAAAGGAAGCAGAAAUGUUGCAAGUGUUACGCAAUCCCAAAGACUGGGCUCAAUAACUAAAAGAAGCUGAAACAGAUAUAAAUAGCAACAAACCUCAGUUCAUUGAUUUAGAUGAUCUGCAUAUCACCCAAAACCUCUAUGUCAUUGCUCUCAUUAGGUGAAAGUUAUGAGGAGAGUUCUGCAAAGUGUUUUUCUUGUAUAACUUGAAGCUCCCUAUAAUGUGUCAAAAUCAAAUACAGAUGCCUUGCCUUCAUUAAAGCACGUGUGUUAAUAAGCAAGCCUACUGCAAAGUCCAGAAUAUUGUAGAACAUUUAAAAUUAUAAUUAAGAAGAAUCAAUUUUUUCUUAUUUUAAAAUGAAUGAUAGUUUUGAAAAGAACAAAUCAACAAGAAAAUGGAAACACUGAUGUUUGAUUGAUGCUGAAUUCCAGUUAAAUAAACACUUAAUCAUUUUUUUUAAAUGUUUUAAAUAAUUGAAAACAAAAAUGAAAGCAUUACUGUGAAGUACAGUUGUUGAAAUGAAAAUAACAUAUUGGUAUGCAUUUCUGCUGUUCCUAUGUCCUAUUUCUUUGUUAUAUUACAGUAUAAGGAUGAGUUGCCAGCCUGUUUCAGGAUUACUUUUUACUCUGGAAAAGUGUGCCUUCAGUUUGUUUAAGCCUUUGCCAUAACUGCAACUGAACAUGAUGUGGACUAAAGUGUCAGUCUUUGUACUUCUUCAUGUGCUAUACAGAUUUGUUGUGUUGCAAUUGUAAAAGCUAUAAAGUUACAUAUUUAUAUGCCUUUUCUCAAGUUUUGUAAAAUCUUCCUGGUUAUUUACACAACAAAAAGUAAAGCACAGUAAUGAAAAAGUAUUGUAAGGCUCUCAUCCCUUUUCAGUCACUUGUUAAGUUUUUUAAGAUUGGUAAAGCAAACCCAGCUCUGUCUUGGGCAUUCACUGAAUAACCUCAAACAUGUUUGAGGAAAAUCAGUGUUAAAAAGGAGUUUGUGUGGUCCAGUAGGAGGCUGUGUGGUCCAGUGGUUAAAGAAAAGGGCAUGGAACCUAGAGAUCCCCGGUUCAAAUCCCACCUCAGCCACUGACUCAUUGUGUGACCCUGAGCAAGUCACUUAACCUCCUUGUGCUCCGUCUUUCGGGUGAGACGUAAUUGUAAGUGACUCUGCAGCUGAUGCAUAGUUCACACACCCUAGUCUCUGUAAGUCGCCUUGGAUAAAGGCCGUCAGCUAAAUAAAAUAAAAUAAAAAUAAAAAGUUAAUAAUUAAUACCACAA